AUUUUGAUGACAGAUAAAAGAAUAGACAAAUAUAUUUUUAAUGUGAAAGAUAGAAUUGGAUAGGGAUCUUAUGCUGAAGUUUUUAAAGGAACGAAUGAAAAAACUGGAGAAAAGGUAGCUAUCAAAAUGUUAAGCAAAUCUGUAAUCAAUGCGUAAUUUUAUGAUUUAUAAAAUUAGAGAUGAUUAUCUCAGGGAGGGAUUGAUUUAAGAAAUUAAAAUAAUGCAGAAAUUAAAAAGUCCCAAUAUUGUCUAGUUGUUAGAUGUCAUGGAAACCAACAAUAAUUAUUAUAUUGUUUAAGAAUACUGUGAUGGAGGAGAUUUCGAUGAGUAAAUUAUCCUAUUGUAAUUUUAGACUUCUCAAAAAAAGAAAGUUACUCCCAGAAAAAGAAGCAAUCAAAUUCCUAGUUGAUGUACUUAAUGGAUUUACUCAACUUAUAAAAAAUGGUAUAAUUCAUAGAGAUCUCAAACCAGCAAAUAUUUUGAUCGACAAAUAGGUAUGCUCAAUAAUUAUCGAAGACUUACAAACUAGCAGAUUUUGGAUUUGCAAAAUGUGUUGACAAUUUUAAAAAAACAAUGAUGGCUUCAAUGGUUGGUACUCCAUUAUACAUGAGUCCUCAGAUCUUGGAUCACAAGAGAUACAAUUCAAAAACUGAUGUAUGGAGUAUAGGUUUUAUUUUCUAUGAGGCAUUAUUUGGCAAAAGUAAUCCUAAAUCUUAAUCUUAUCAUAGCUCCAUGGACAGCUAGAUCUCCAGCAGAAUUGCUCAAAAAUAUCAGGACCUAACCCUUGAAAUUUCCCACCGAUAAGAAUUAAGUCUCAUAGGAAACCCAAGAUUUGAUCAUUGGUUGUCUCCAGGCUGACGAGAAUAAAAGAUUAUCUUGGGAAGAAAUAUACAAACAUCCAGCCAUUAGUCAAUAUUUUUCGGUAAUUAAUAACCUUUCCUCUUUUUAGGAUUUUAUCAAGGGAAAUAAUAAGUUGGAAGACAAGGCUCAAUAUUUAAUUAAUGAUAUCAGACAGAUGAUAUGCAAAGAGAAAAUUGACAUUCAUAAAUUAUUUGCAGAUUUAGACAUGUCAAAAGAUAAGGCCUUGGAUGUAAAUGAAUUGGGGAAAUUUCUAUAAAAAGUAGAUAAAGAUAUCACACGAGAAGAAAUUGAAUAUAUAUUUAAUAAAUUUGAUGAUGAUGGGAAUAAUUAGAUUGAGUUCGAGGAAUUUAAAAAGUGGUUAGAAGACAAUUAAGUAAUUGAUUGAUACUAUGAAUGAAUAGAUUGUUACUAAUGCUAAUCCAUAAUAAUAAUAAAGAGGAGGCGGAUCACAUAAAAAACUGUCUAUUCUGCCUCAUUAAUUAAAGUCUCAGAGUUCCAUUGAAGAGAGAGCGAAUUAUGUUAUAGAGAAAUUAAAACUAUCAAUCUAAAAAUAUAAAAUCAAUUUGUUGGAUCUAUUCAAAAAAGUGAAAAUUUAUUUGAUUCAUUUAGUUUGACAAAUCAGCUGAUCAAAGAUUAGAUAAAAGUGAAAUGGGACAAUUGUUAAAGAGAAUUGAACCAAAUAUUUCUUAGGAAGAAAUACAAGCAUGCUUUGAAUUUUUUGAUGCUAACGGUGAUGGCGAAAUCACAUUCUAAGAAUUUUAAACAAGUUUAAGUGAAGAAGUCGGGAAGAAGAGAUAAAGUAUAGACCACCAUGAAUGAAAU
This is a messenger RNA of Paramecium octaurelia, 1683 nucleotides long. The record is from the annotation of a GenBank genome assembly. Lineage: Eukaryota; Ciliophora; Oligohymenophorea; Peniculida; Parameciidae.